Malassezia vespertilionis is the source of this 1761-nucleotide messenger RNA. RefSeq lists its product as uncharacterized. NCBI's taxonomy places the organism in Eukaryota, Fungi, Basidiomycota, Malasseziomycetes, Malasseziales, Malasseziaceae. The record is from RefSeq and is a predicted model, not a curated record. The coding region runs from base 1 to 1761 and encodes 586 amino acids. The transcript has 2 exons.
AUGAAGCGCAUUGCGGAGCGCCAGAUCCAGCGCGAGGACGGAAGCGACCCGCACGCUGUAGCCGCAGAAGGGGCCGAUAAUGUCGGGACACAGGAGCGACCGAUGCGUGGCUUGCCGAAGCGCAAGAGCGCGACGGUGCAGAGCCCAUCGGUAGAGGCACCGAAACCAAAUCCAUUUGCGGGGAUCUUUGCUGGAGCAUCCAGCUCUCCGUUUACUGGGGUACAAUUGAACUCAAAUGCGCUCAGUGUAGGUACGACGUCGUUCGCAGGCGCAAAACCAAAUGCUUCCACGUCCGUGUCGAACUCGCACAGCGCCAGCUCCAGAGACCUUGUGUCUGCCGAUGCUGUGUUGGUGCCUUCGCAGGACACACUUGUCGAAUUUUACACCGCGCUACGUGGGCUGAACUGGUCGUUGAUCAAAGAGUUUGUGCAUUUGCUCAACAAGUCCAGCGACUGUGCAGAUUACACGCCGCUGUUGGAGAGUAUCUGCACGCAAUAUAAGCACCAUCACGAAGAGGUUUCUCGCAGGUGGCUUCCACAGAAACAUCUUGCAGUCCCUCCGCCCGAGCCCGAGCCCGAGCCCGACGCGGUGUCAGCGACCGUGCCCGUCAAGAGCGCAGUUUCCACGGAUGAGGCCAAGCAUACGGGCCGUGAGUAUACUACAGGUACUUUUUCCAGUCAUCAGCCUGAAAGUACGUCACUUGGAGCGGAUUGCGCUACACCGAAAUCGCCGUCUUCGCAGCUGCCCCAAGUCAUAGCAGACGCACCGCUGGGCGGCGGAUUCUCAUCGCGUCCUUUUAAUGCGCGUACCACGGGCAGCAUAUCUGAGGCGCAAGUGGAAAGAAAUUUGUAUACGGAAACGAAGCCUCAGCCGCCGCAAUUUAGUGCAAUCUCUUUUGAUGCUGCCGCGAAAAACGCGUCUCCGUUUUCUUCGGCAAAAGAUAUGAGCAAGGAUGCGGAGCGUGCGUCACUGCAAAAAAAUACACCGAAAACACCGGCUUUCCCUGUAUCUGGUGGCUUUUCUUUUGCAGCGCCCAAGGCGGACAAACAGGUAGAAGCAACGCCGCCAGCAGCGAGUCAUAAGACCGACCCCGGGAUCGCCCAAGCGGACUUCAAGGACGUCGAGGCGGCGCCCAAACCUGCGGCGCCCACGUUUUUUGUACCCAGCGGUGGAUUUGCAUUUGCAGGUACUAAACUGAGCGACGCUGCCAAAACCACGAACGCUACAGACGCCGCGCCGACCGGCCCUGUAUUCGACAUUCCCAAGGGCGGGUUUGCAUUUGCGGGCCACAAAGUAAGCGCUCCCGCGGAUGCCAAGAAAGAGUGCGCGCCUGAUGUCCCUGGUGCGUCCACCGCCACUGACGCCUUUUCUGCCCCUGCGCUCUCCUUUGGCCAGCGCGACGCAGCGCCGGCCGAGUCAUCGCAAAAAACGCCCGAGAAGAACACACCCGUUGUCGGUACUACAAAGCCUAUUACAUUUGGUAGUGCUACACAACCUUCCAUGUCUAACUCAAGCUUCAGCUUUGGCAGUGCGGGCACUUCGCCCUCCUCGACGCAAACAUCGCCGCAUCGCUUCUCGUUCGGGACAAAGCCUGUGGCAGCACCAAAUGACGACACCCCUACUACAUUUACGAAAGCCGCUAUUGGCCCCUCAUUUGCCAACACUACAGGAGUAUCUUCGGGCGGAAAGUUUUCCUUCGGCUCUGCGCCCAUCUCUUUUGGCGCGCCAGACGAAGAAGAGACCGAGCAGGACAGCACGUAG